Molecule: messenger RNA, 3389 nt
Organism: Setaria italica (foxtail millet)
Lineage: Eukaryota; Viridiplantae; Streptophyta; Magnoliopsida; Poales; Poaceae
Exons: 1
Coding region: 322-3153 (943 amino acids)
Source: RefSeq, a predicted model, not a curated record
CUUCAGUCCCCGUGACUCGCUCACACCCCGAGGCCGCGCCACCCACCCGCACGGGCGCACCCCGCCGCCGCCGCCGCCAGGGGCGGUGAAGGCGGCUAGGUUUACGCGCCACCCCCCCCACUGAUUCCCUUCCCCCAUCCGGCCCGGCCGCCCGGCGUCUCCUCCCCCUACCCUCCGCCCGCUCGCCCGCGGCCCCGCGCCGCUCCCAAUCGAAUCCGAUCCCCGCCCGCUCCCUUUCCGCUCUCGUAUUCCCCCACACCCCCACCCACCAAUCCGCACGCCACUCGCCGCAUCGCCUCCCCCAUUCCGCUCCCCGCACCAAUGGAGGCCAAAACCCUAACCCCUGACGCGGACGCGGAGGCGGACGCCGCCGCCCAGACCCUAGCCGCUGGGGAGCUCGUCUGGGCCAAGCCCUCCAAGCCGCGCCGCCACUGCUGGUGGCCCGCACGCAUGCUCGCCGCGUGCCCCGCCACUGGCACCGCCGCCCGGGACGCCCAGGUCUGCUACUUCGGCGGCCCCGCCCCCGCCCCCGCCGGCUCCGGCGUGCCGUCUGCGCCUCCCGCGCAGGUCCGGCGCUUCGCCGACCCGGACGCCGACGUGAUGGCGCAGGGCAGCGUCGCGCGCGUCUUCCUCGCGGCCGUCGAGGAGGCCCACGCGCGCGCCGUCGCGGCCCUGCGCACCCAGCUCACCUGCGGCUGCAUCCCGCCCCCGCCACCCGGGGAGGAGGGCGGCGGCGUCGGCGUCGUCGCCGAGGUCGCGAACCUGUCGCCCGCCGAGUUUCUCGCGGCGCUCCGCGAGGCCGCAUUGGGCGUGCGCGCCUCCCCCGUCGGCCUGGUGGACCGCGCCAGGCUCAAGAGCUGGGCCCGCGCGUUCGGGGAGGGGUGGGGUCCGGAUGGUGCGCGGCACUACCCGCGGCGCCCGCUGGAGGACCUUGUGGACAAGAUCGAUCUUGAUGUGCCCGCCGGCGAAGACAGAGAUGCUGACGAUUGGCUCGCUGAGGACGAGCGCAUGCCAUUGAAGAGACCACUGGAGACACCAGUGCAGAAGAAGCGCAGUGCCCCCUCAGUGAUGAAGGACCUGGAUAUGGUGGAGGAUGAGGACCAGAGUGACAGCCCUGGGCCUGUAACGUCCAGGAAGAGAGAGCGGAAGAAGAGUAAGUACCUCUCGCCUCCAUACACCAACUUGGGUGUGGAUGUGCUCCCCCGUAAGCCGGUUGGUACGCCAAAGGCAUCUGUGCCCAAAGCUGCUGAAGAUGGCAGUAAGGUAUUGCAAUUGCCAGACAGCAUUGUUGUGGAAGAUGUCUUGCUGCUUGUGCGGGGCUUAGGGAAGGACCCCCACCACAUGGUCAUUUUUCCAGAGGCUGCAGAGGGAUUUCUCCGUUUGUUUAGAAGCUCAGCGUUCGUAGAGGGUGAUGACUAUGCGUCUUAUAACACGCAUGAGUGUCCAGGGGUGUGUACCCUUAGAAAUGCCAGCAUGAAUAUUGCUCCGGGUCGGGUUUCUGAUUCACAUCCUGUUCUGGAACAAGAGAAGCGUGUGCCAAAGAGGGGCAGGAAAAAGGAUGGAGAUGGGAGUGGUGGCUCUUCCAUCAAGAGGAAGAAGCGGGAGAACACCUCUCCUGCACUUGGCUCUGGUAUACCAAUUACCCCUGCGGUUCCUAUCAGGCAAGUGAAAGCAGAAGAUAUAAGAACCCUAAUGAAGGCAGGAAACAGCGCAAGGGGUAUAGUUCAGGAUGAGAAAAACAAGCUAUCACUUUUCAAAUGUCCUGUUUCAGCUACAGUUCCUGGGGCAGCAAAACCAGGGCAUGAGCAGGUCAAAGAGAAUGAUAAAUCUAUUCUGGAGAAACCUCAGGCCUUGGGCAAUAUGCUGCCUGAAGAAACCACAAAAGAUAUUGAUGAGGCUAAAUUGGGGACAACAAAGUCAGAAACAAAUGUGCAAAAUGUUGCUGUAGGUGUGCCUGUCAGAAAUGUUCAGACAGAAACAAUGGAAUCAGAAGCUAAUAUUCACAUAGAUGUGAAUGCACAAAGUGUCAGUGCAGAUGUCCCUGUCGGAUGUGUUUCGAAGGAAGCAACAGAGCUAGAAGCUAGUUUACACAGCAACAAGAAUGUGCAAGGUAAUGUUACAGGUGUUCCGAAAAGAAUUGUUUCCAAGGAAGCAACAGAGUCAGGAGUUGAUACCAGCAUAGAUGAGAAUGUGCAAAGUGCUUUUGCAGGUGUGCCUGACAGAAGUGUUUCGAAGGAAGCAACAAAGUCAGAAGCAAAUAUUCACAUAGUUGAGAAUCUGCUAGGUGCUGUUGCAGAUGCGCCCAUCAGCAGUGGACCAUCUCCUAUGCAUGAUGACAUGGCCCAGCCCCAGCCUAUAGAUGAAAAUAAAGAGCCUGGAAGUGUAGAAGUGUGUACGGUCCAGCAAUCUUAUGCUUCUCUACAAGCCCUGGUGCCAGAAAUGCUUAAGAAAGAGAACACUAAUGGCACAGAUGUAAUCGCUAUGAAUCACGCACUCAAAGAGGAGUGUCCAAAGGAUGAAGCACCUGUCCAGAAGGUGAAGCUACCUGCUGGAGCUGCAUCAAAUCAUUCCUCUGGUGAAGCUGUGAACGGCACUUGCCCUGAUCCUGCUAAUCCUACUCCUAAUAAAAGGAAGAAGAAAACUGCACAGCACUUUGAGAAUCCAGCAGCCAUUCUGGUGGAGUUCACACCUGGUGUCAUUGUCCCUUCCAGAGAGGAGCUACUCUCCGCAUUUGGCAAGUAUGGCUACUUGAUAGAGUCUCAGACAGAAAUUGUAAAAGCUGACCGCAGUGCUCGUGUUGUGUUUGGGAAAAACACCGAAGCUGAGGUGGCAUACCGUAACCGAGAACUUCUUGGUCAUUUUGGGGCUCCAUUUGCAACACUAAGUCUCCAGUAUCUUCCUCCGAUCAAGUUGAGUGUGCCUUCUCCAUCUCCUUCGCCUUCACCUUCACCAUCUCUUGCUUCCAAGCCUCCACUGACAGAUAUCAGGAAGAACCUUGAGAAUAUGAUUGCAGCCCGUCUUUCAGCUCUAAACAAGGCAACCCCAUCGGACGGGUUAAAUUCUGUCACAGAUAAGCUUCUGGGGGAUAUGCAGGGCCUUUUGGCAAAGGUUGACAAGAUACUCAGUGAGCCAUCUGCUAAUACUGCUCCUUAACUGUGCCAUGCUGUGAGAAUUAUGGCUGUAACCUUUUGGUAGUUAGAGAACGUAGUGUUUCAGUGUCUGUUGGCUGUGCUGUUAGUUGUAGCUACUUCAUUUUAAGUUUAUGAUGAACUAUAUCAUGUGGCCAUUUCAGCAGCUGUGGUUCGGAACUCCUCUGAAUGCUAGGGGGCUACUGUGUCACUGCGUCGUGUAUUAUAUGCCAAUAAAAGGUCGCAGCUUUUUCUGGUGCC